UAAAACUUGAUUUCCUGCGCAGACCAGAGAGCAGGUUGUUUGAUGGCAGCGUGAGAUAUUCAGCUACGAGGUAAAGCUUUCCAACUUGUCUGUGUGAGAGGCAACGAACUCCUUAGGUCGGACAGAAAGGCAAAGGCUUCACUUUCCAGAUGUGCCGAGCAGAGUAAUUUUGAUAGCUCGCACGCGCUUCCUGAUACGCUGGGCACGAGAGAUAAAUAAAGCUGCCGGCACACAGAAAGGGAUCACACAUCACCGCAAGGCUUCCAUGUCACGGCACAGUGAACACGGUGAUGAGUCUUUUGACAAGAAGUCAACUGACAGCUCGACGCCUCCCACUCACGAUGAGAAGGGGCCGAUCAGAAGAGGGCAGAGUCCAUCCAGGCCGAGGAUAUCUCAUUAUCACAAACAGAAGUCUGUUGUGCAGUUUCACAGACCUCGGGGUGACCACUCAUUCUACAGACCUGGCUUUGGCCACCAGAAGCAUUUCCACUUUCACCCCCGGCCUUACUUCCACCGGAGAGAAAAUUUCCACCCAAAAUUUCGCCACAUCGCGCUGAGGGACAGGGAACGAGACAAGGAGAAGGAGUGGUACGACCAGAGAGAGAGCGCUGAUGGGAGUUCACCCCCGAAACAGAACAACAAUAGUCGAGCGUUCUUACCAAGGUCCUCUUCCAGCAGAGACAAGGACAUGCUCAUCGUUGCUCAAAGCGACAGGAAUCAAAGCAGCGACAGAGAUCACAGGGGAACCAAAAGCAAAGACAGAGAACGAAGCAGAGACGGGGAGCUCCCUUCAGCUGUGAGCCAGGCGGUAGCACGAGACAGAGCCAUCCAGCAGAAGAGGAGAGAGAUAGAUGAGGUCUACCGUCAGGAAUGUGAAAUGUUUGGCUUUGUGGCGAAGAUGCUGAUAGCAAAGGAUCAGUCCCUGGAGCAUUCCAUCCAGUCCUCGCUGCAGGAAAACCUCAGGGACAUCGGCAGGCGCUGCUUGGAGGCCAUGGAGAAAUUUAUAGAGGACUAUGACUCCAGGGAGGUGUCUCACUAAUCAGACACACACUCAUCAUGCAUGUCUUCCACUGAUCCCAGUGGUAAAAUGUUGGAGAUUUUAUUUCAGGUGACUGAACACUGUUUUAGUGUUUCUGUUUGUGUUUUCCAGUAUUUUGAUAAGCUUGUACAUUCUUUUCUGCUGCCGUGACAAAGUACCUCUCUGUGCUCGGCUUUAUGGCGAGAAUUGAGUAGUGCUGAUGAAAAUUUGUUCUUUCUUUGGACAUUUACUUCUAAUUUUGAGACUGUGAUGAUGAUGCAGAAAUACACUGGUUGUACGUGUCCUUGUGAAGAAAUCAGAAAUGUUUGGAUAUACAACUAACUAAAUUGUGAUCACUUGUAUUUCAGUCAUUUAAUGUUUUUUGCAGCAUAUUAAACAUUGUGUGGUUAAAAACA
Molecule: messenger RNA, 1434 nt
Organism: Scatophagus argus
Lineage: Eukaryota; Metazoa; Chordata; Actinopteri; Scatophagidae
Product: periphilin-1
Exons: 8
Coding region: 266-1039 (257 amino acids)
Biological process (GO): protein localization to heterochromatin; negative regulation of DNA-templated transcription; negative regulation of gene expression, epigenetic
Cellular component (GO): nucleoplasm
Source: RefSeq, a predicted model, not a curated record